GUCAGAACCAGAUACGGUUGGCUGGUCUGUGGCGUUGAGGGUAAGAAGGGACCAGGUGCACACGUCGCGCGUGUCAACCGCAUCAAGAUGCUGGAAGAUCCCGAGCUCGAGUUCCUUGACAGCCAUGAUAGUCGCAGAGGCUACUCAGUCGAGGACGUCAAGUGGUGCCUCAAGGUGGAAGAUACAUGCAAGAAGGACGGAAAGAAGUACGAAAUCGGUCUGCCAUUCCGAGAUGCGAAACCCGAUCUGCCAGACAACAGAGUGAUGGCAGCAAGACGACUGGAAUCACUGAGAAGAAAGUUCGAGAAGGAUCCAAGAUAUGCAGCUGACUACAAGGAGCAGAUGAAGAAGCUUCUGGUUCAAGGAUAUGCUGAGGAAGCAGCACCAGACUCAGAAGAAGGAAAAGAAGAGCGCUGGUAUAUCCCGCACCAUGGGGUGUAUCACCCGACCAAAAACAAGCUUAGAGUAGUUUUUGAUUGCAGCGCGUCAUACAAUGGAGUGAGUCUGAAUAAUGUACUCAUGCAAGGCCCGAACCUGACGAACUCCCUGGUGGACGUGCUAGUCCGCUUCCGACAAGAGACGGUAGCCUUUACCGGUGACAUCGAGUCCAUGUUUCUUCAGGUGAUGGUACCGGAGAGCGACAGGAACUAUCUGAGCUUCCUGUGGUGGCCAGAAGGCGACACUUCUUCAACACCACGUGUCUUCAGGAUGACAAGACAUCUGUUCGGAGCGACAUCCAGUCCCAGUUGCGCGAACUACGCUCUUCAUCGGACGGCAGAAGACUUCGGCACAGGAUACACCCCCGAAGUGAAGAAGACACUGCAAAGAAGUUUCUAUGUGGAUGACGUAUGCCAAUCGACGACGUCAGAAGCCUCCGCUGCGAAGAUGGCGCAGGACCUGAAGCAGCUGUGCAGCAUGGGUGGCUUCCGACUCACGAAGUUCAACUCCAACAGCACCGAAGUUCUGAGAGCGCUAUCAGAAGAUGACAAGGGAAAGACUGAAACUCACCUUGGACAGGAAACCUCUUCUAGCGAGAGAGUCUUAGGUGUACUCUGGGAUACUCACAGGGAUGAGCUUGGAUUCAGCAUCGACGUAGACGCUCUAAACAGAAGACCACGUACUCGACGCGGAAUACUCUCCGCGACCGCAGCCUGUUACGACCCGUUAGGCCUGGCUGCUCCUCGCGUUCUUCAAGGACGGAUGAUUCUUCAGGAACUGACGCGUCUACGAACCGGCUGGGACGAUGACAUUCCCAAUGAAGUUGAAGAAGAAUGGAACAGAUGGCUGAGUGGGUUGAAGUCCCUGCCAGACGUACGCGUGCCAAGAUGUUAUGAUCCGUAUGGCAUAAGUGCCGCGGAUGCAAUGAGUCUGCACCACUUCAGUGACGCCAGUCUGAAGGGCUAUGGCACCGCGUCAUACAUACGCACUGUGCGCGGAGAUGGUGAAGUGUUCUGUUCCCUGGCUCUUAGCCGAGGCCGAGUCGCUCCGCUCAAAGCGAUUACGGUCCCGCGUCUUGAACUAGCCGCAGCCAAGCUUGCCGUAGACGUGAACCAAGAGCUCUUGCGAGCACUGGACAUGAAGAUCCAUGACGUCACCUUUUGGACGGAUAGCACGACCGUGUUGCGUUACAUCGAGAACGAGACCUCGCGCUAUCACAUCUAUGUGGCGAAUCGACUUGCUGCGAUACACGCUGGAUCGAAGAACGAACAGUGGCGGUACGUACCCUCGUCGCUGAAUCCUGCUGACAUGGUUUCAAGAGGAGUACUGCAAGACAGCGACAUGUGGUACAACGGCCCGCCAUUUCUCAGGAGCUCACAGGAGAAUUGGCCAAGGUCUCCGUGCGUCGGUGAGAUUCACCCGGAUGACCCGGAAGUGAAGCAAGCGAAGACAAGUUCGGCAGCUGUCGUCGUGCAGAACAAGAAGGCUGACAACUCCAGCGCCAAUCCCAUCGAUCGUCUGAUUGAAUAUCAUUCGUCAUGGAAGAGACUCACGAGAGCGGUGGCAUGGAUCCGCCGAACGAUCAAGACUCUGCAGCUGAAGGCCAGAGACGAGCAGGGAGCCUCCAAUGUGAGGGAGCUCACUCCUGCUGACAUAGAAGAUGCCGAGAGGAUCAUCGUGAAGCAUGUUCAGAAAACUCAUUUUCUGCAAGAACUGACUGACCUGGGAGUGGGACGUGAGGUGCGAUGUGCCAGUCGUCUGGCGCGGCUGAGCCCAUUCGUGGAGGACGGUCUCAUCAGGAUGCGCGGACGCUUGAUGAACUCUGCGUUGGACUGGGCUGCCAAGCAUCCUCUGAUUCUCCCAGACAAGGACAAGGUAACUGACCUGAUCAUCGCUGAUCGUCACGAGAGGGCAGGACACGAAGGACGCCAGUAUGUUCUUUCUGAACUCAGGACUCGAUACUGGGUACUGAAAGGGAACAGCGCAGUACGACGGUGUUUGCACAGAUGUGUGAAGUGCAGAAGACGACAGCGCCCAGUUGAGGGACAGAAGAUGGCAGACUUGCCACAGGAUCGUGUAGAGGAGGCCACUCACCCGUUCAGUAGCACUGGUGUAGAUUACUUCGGGCCGCUAUACGCCAAGAGAGGUAGAGGUCAGGUGAAGAAGUUUGGAGUCAUUUUCACAUGCCUCAGCACGAGAGCCGUGCAUCUCGAGCUCGCAGACAACCUUUCUGCGGACUCAUUCAUUUGUGCCUUGCGCCGCUUCAUUGCAAGACGCGGGAACGUUCGCCUGAUGCGUUCCGACAGGGGAACGAACUUCACAGCAGCAGACAAGGAGCUGAAGGAAGAAGUUGAUGCACUGCACGCGAACGAAGAGAAGUUGAAGAGAGCGAUGCUGGACAAGGGCAUCGAGUGGAUGUUCAACGUUCCUGCCGCUUCCCACCACGGCGGUGUGUGGGAGCGUCUCAUCAGAGGCGUCCGGAAGAUCCUGAAUGGUCUGUUAACCAGCCAAACAUUCACAGAAGAGACGUUGCACACACUCUUGUGCGAAACCGAGUGCAUCAUGAACAAUCGGCCGCUGGUGCCGGUUUCGUCGGACCCUCGUGACGAGGUGCCUCUGACUCCGAAUCACAUCCUGCAUUUGAAGUGUGUGACACCGGUAUGUGAUUCUUCAAGUGAAGAUGACCUGGAUGGACCCAAGAGAUGGCGACAAGCUGCUUACCUAGCUGAGCAGUUUUGGCGUUCGUGGAGACGGCUAUACUUGCCUCUCCUGCAGCAGCGAUCUCGCGCUGCCACGAGAAGUCGGACGAACCUGCGGAUCGGUGACGUCGUCGUCAUGGUAGACGAAUCGGUACCACGCGGUGUGUGGCCGCUGGGUCUCGUGAAGGAGACCCUGAUGAGUAAGGACGGGCGUGUGCGCUCUGUGAAGGUCCGCGCUCGAGGAACCAUGUUUCUGAGACCUGUCACGAAGGUAGUGAAGAUUCUGGGCGCAGAAGAGCAGUCUUGGUGAAGCGAUGGAGCUGCAGCUACACUGUAUAACACAGCAUGAGUCUAGCAGCACACCGCUAAGUCAUUGACACCGGACACUUUAGAUCAUGACACGCCACACAGGCUCAUGAUACAAUCACAAUGAUAGAAAUCAGGAACGGUGCAUGUAUAUAGGAUGCGUUCUACUUGCGUGUGUUGAUGCUGAUCUCAGCGACGCUUGUUUCGGUAGGCUGUGCAGUGUGCCUAUGUGUUGUUAUAUGUAGGUAUAGUUAAGAAGUUGGUUUUGAACCUGGAUGGUUCAAAGGGGGCGGGUGUUAGCGCCGCACGGCCCCCAGCGGCGGUGCCGUUGCGACGCCGCUCAGCGGCGGUGCCCUCCGCCUAUGGUAACUACGCUAUGUUGCUAUGGUUACCGGAUUGUUUUGUUUUUUACUUUCUUUCGGCUCGAUUUUGACAAGGUCUGGCUAGAAUAUGAAUAAUUACGAAAGAUAAAGACGAAAGAUGUGAUUGAUGACUGGCAAAAAUGUUGUUUGAGUGAAAAGGAAGAAUUUUGGCUAUUGAUUUAAGCAUGAACACUGUUCGUUACGCCGGAGAGUGACAAUUUGUCGGUAAGCACUAAAUCGUACCAAAUGUCGGAUGCUAUUGUGAAGCGCUUUGCUUAUUAUUCUGAAAUUAUCGUGAUACGACUGACUAAUGUUAUGAUACGGAUGUAUUUGUCUGGAACUUACCUUGUUUUCUUUGUGUGUAUGCGUGUUUUAGUUACGGCUCGGCUCAGGCUCCUGGCUCCUGGCUCCUGUUGUACGAGGCUCUGUGGUAUCGGCUCAGGCCGUUAGCGCUGGAAGAAGGAGGAGGAAUGGAGGAGAAAAUAUAGAGGACUGAGAGCCCGUGAACGACGUUUCUCAUUGACGGCGCGCGAACAACU
This is a messenger RNA of Amphibalanus amphitrite, 4344 nucleotides long. RefSeq lists its product as uncharacterized. Bases 88 to 3447 code for a protein of 1119 amino acids. The transcript is spliced from 2 exons. Gene Ontology annotation, biological process: DNA integration. Gene Ontology annotation, molecular function: nucleic acid binding. NCBI's taxonomy places the organism in Eukaryota, Metazoa, Arthropoda, Thecostraca, Balanomorpha, Balanidae. The record is from RefSeq and is a predicted model, not a curated record.